This is a messenger RNA of Capsicum annuum, 2239 nucleotides long. Its product is annotated as ATP-dependent 6-phosphofructokinase 5, chloroplastic. The record is from RefSeq and is a predicted model, not a curated record. Gene Ontology annotation, cellular component: cytoplasm. The coding region runs from base 196 to 1800 and encodes 534 amino acids. Gene Ontology annotation, biological process: fructose 6-phosphate metabolic process; glycolytic process. Gene Ontology annotation, molecular function: 6-phosphofructokinase activity; ATP binding. The transcript is spliced from 13 exons. NCBI's taxonomy places the organism in Eukaryota, Viridiplantae, Streptophyta, Magnoliopsida, Solanales, Solanaceae.
UUUCUGCAGCUGGCUGCUAAAAUUCUACUACUAAGUACUAGUACUGUUUUUUGCUCUUCACUUCUCUCUUUCUCCGUCAAUCCUCCGAUCUCUUCUCUCUCUCUCUCUCUCUCUCUCUCUCUCUAUAUAUAUAUAUAUAUAUAUAUACAUCUUCCACCGUAAUUACACGCAGUAAUCACACACAGUUUGUUUUCAAUGGAGUCGCUUUCUCCGGUGAUCGGACAGAAAGCGAUUCUACAAACAAUUAAUAACACCAAUCACAAUCACUUUUUAACUUCCGUAACUUUACGGAAUUUGAAUAGGGAUUGCCGGAGAUUGAGAAUUCGAGUAGUAUCGAAAAAUGGUGAUGCUGCUGGAGCUGGUACUGCCGGAGGCGGAAUUGAUUCUAGUGAUCCUGAUUGGAAGUUGAAGUAUCAGAAAGAAUUCGAAGCUCGUUUUAGUAUUCCUCAUAUUAACGAUGUCUUUCAUGAUGCAGUUUCGUAUCCUUCUACUUUUUGUCUUAAAAUGAGGACUCCAAUAACCGAAAAGUUUGCAGAAGGUUACCCCUCAGAUGAAAAAUGGCACGGCUACAUUAAUAAUAAUGACAGAGUACUUCUUAAAGUAAUUAAUUAUUCCUCCGCGACAUCUGCUGGUGCCGAGUGCAUUGAUUCCAAUUGUUCAUGGGUAGAGCAAUGGGUUCACCGUGCUGGUCCUCGAGAGAAAAUAUAUUUCAAGCCAGAAGAGGUGAAAGCAGCGAUUGUAACUUGUGGUGGACUUUGCCCCGGACUUAAUGAUGUUAUUCGACAGAUAGUAAUCACCCUUGAGAUAUAUGGAGUGACGCGAAUUGUGGGAAUUCCUUUUGGAUAUCGUGGGUUUUCGGAAGAAGAUUUAGCUGAAAUGCCAUUAUCCCGGAAAGUAGUGCAAAAUGUUCAUCUUUCGGGAGGAAGCUUGCUGGGAGUAUCACGUGGAGGACCUAAAGUUAGUGACAUAGUGGACAGCAUCCAGGAAGGAGGAAUCAACAUGCUCUUUGUAUUGGGAGGAAAUGGUACACAUGCUGGUGCAAAUGCAAUUCACGAUGAGUGCCGGAAAAGACGUAUAAAGGUGGCUGUAGUUGGUGUGCCAAAAACCAUAGACAAUGAUAUUAUGCUUAUGGAUAAGACAUUUGGUUUUGAUACUGCUGUUGAAGAAGCACAGAGAGCUAUUAAUUCUGCUUACAUUGAGGCGCACAGUGCAUAUCGUGGUAUUGGAAUUGUGAAGUUGAUGGGCCGUAGUAGUGGAUUUAUAGCUAUGCAAGCUUCCCUAGCUAGCGGACAAAUAGACAUAUGCUUGAUUCCGGAGGUGCCUUUUAAUUUGCAUGGACCGCAUGGUGUAUUGAGACAUCUAAAAUAUCUGCUCGAGACAAAGGGAUCAGCUGUGGUCUGUGCAGCAGAGGGAGCUGGGCAGGGUUUCCUUGAGAAAACCAACGCAAAAGAUGCAUCUGGAAAUGCUGUACUUGGAGACUUUGGUGUUUAUUUGCAACAAGAGGUUAAAAAGUACUUCAAGGAGCUCGGAGAGACAGCUGAUGUUAAAUACAUUGAUCCUACUUACAUGAUCCGUGCAUGCCGCGCAAAUGCUUCAGAUGGUAUUCUGUGCACGGUACUUGGGCAAAAUGCUGUUCACGGUGCAUUUGCUGGAUAUAGUGGUAUCACAGUGGGUAUAUGCAACACUCAUUAUGUCUACUUUCCAAUUCCAGAAGUCAUCUCUAAACCCAGGGUGGUCGACCCUAACAGUCGCAUGUGGCAUCGUUGCUUGACAUCCACAGGCCAGCCAGAUUUUAUUUGAAUCAGGACACUACUUAAUUUAUACUUCAUGAUGUCUAUCGUAAUGUAAAUUAGAUAAGCAGGGAGCCAAAUUGAUAAGGCGUACGGCUUUGUCUGUUCCAUUUGUUCAAGAAAUAACAUGGAAAAUAGGAUCUUUCCAGUUUUUUUUGCUCGGAAUACAUUGUUUUGAUGCCAGUUCCGACGGGCGUAUUUAUAAAUGAAGCUUCGACCGAGAUUAAGAGUGGCGUUUUCACUUGUUCCUCACAUUCUGUAAAGGUAUGUUAACGGUAUAGCAUCAGUUAUGUUCAUUCAUAUGGAAUUCACUCCUUGUUCUAUAGAACUAUUCAAUAAUUUAUGAUAUGAGAAAACUGAAUUCUUGUAUGUACAUUCAAGAAUAUACUGGGCACUGAAUGUGAUUGUUAUAUUAUUCAGAAAUUGAAGAAAAAUGUCUGUUAUAUUUC